Molecule: messenger RNA, 1678 nt
Organism: Drosophila montana
Lineage: Eukaryota; Metazoa; Arthropoda; Insecta; Diptera; Drosophilidae
Product: cuticle protein 16.5
Exons: 3
Coding region: 713-1423 (236 amino acids)
Source: RefSeq, a predicted model, not a curated record
AUUUGUUGUUUUUAUUUUAUUUUUUUUUUGUGAUCAUUAUUUCGAAGCAAUGAUAAUUAUGCAAUUGUUGGCCGUGUCAAAUUGCCGGCGUUUUUCAACAGCGCCUGGCGGGGCACAGCUGAGAACAAUUAGACGACAUUCUCGCCUGGAUUCCACACAUACAUAUGUACAUACAUAACAUAUGUAUGUAUGCCAAUCGUAGGCUAAUUACGUGGUUAGCCACAAGGUUAGCAAGAGGUUGGCAAGACGCAACCGAUUUGGUAAGAAGCAAACAAUUAGAAUUCGCAAUGAAUGCGGCUUUCUAAAUAGAAAUCCCGAGCGACUGCCAAACUCUCAACCAGGCUGAAACCCCCCCUCCCCCAUCCGCCCGCCCGCCGCCCACCACCUGCUACCAAGUGACGACAAGUGGUCUGCCUUGCCAGCCAAUCGAAGCGGACCAGAGCCGUUGCGUCAUCAUCAGCAGCAGCAGCAACAACAAGAAUCCCAGUCGCAUUCAGACGUCGUUGUCGCUGUCGUUGUCUACUUCAAAGAUACUUCACAAAUUGGUGCUGUUUGGCCCGCUUUGUUGACGCUGAACGACGAGAUCGAAAUCGAAAUCGCUGGCCUAGCCUGGCCUGGCCUGGCUAUCUAGCUAGUCAUCUGUCCGCUGUCCGUGUCCGACAAGCGUCGACUGCGUGCCUUGUUGCAGUAUAAAAGUAACUGAGUGCACGCAAUGAAUUUACAGUUGCAGUUCUCAGUUAAAAGCUUAAACAUGAAACUUCUGAUUCUAACCACUUUGUUGGCCGCCGCCAGCGCUGCACCCGGUUUGCUGGACUACGGUUUGGGACAUACGGCCCCAGCUAUUAGCUACGGUCACGCGGAGCCCGCCAUAACUUAUGCACAUGCUGCGCCCGCCAUCAGCUACGCACAUGCUGCGCCCGCCAUCAGCUACGCACAUGCUGCGCCUGCUGUGACCUAUGCCGCAGCUGCUCCAGUGAUUAAGUCUUAUGCGCCUGCCAUCAGCUAUGCGGCUCCGACGGUGGUCAAGUCCUAUGCACCCGCCAUCAGCUACGCUGCACCUGCUCCGGUGAUCAAGUCGUAUGCGCCAGCCAUCAGUUAUUCGGCUCCGACGGUCCUCAAGUCAUAUGCAGCACCAUCAUAUGCCGUCGCAGCUCCAGUGGUCAAAGCCGUCGCUGCUCCGGCCACCAGUUACUCACACUUCAGUUCGGUUGUUUCCCACUCCACGCCCAUCAUCAAGUCAUACGCAGCUGCGCCCAUAGUUAAGUCCUAUGCCGCACCAGCUAUCAGCUACGCCGCGCCAACUGUUGUUAAGUCCUAUGCCGCCCCAGCGAUCAGUUACCAGCCCACUCUUUUGAAAUCCUAUGCCGCUGCGCCAGCUCUGUCAUACGGCGGAUACGAUGAUCAUGGCUAUGGCUAUCACUAAGAAGCACUGCAUCCGGCACGAAACAUGAGCAGGGAUGGCCAGAGUGAGGCAUAGGAGUAAGCGGAAUAAAUAGAUUCAAUGCGAUAGAGAUAGAAGGACGGAGAGAGAGAGAGAGAGAGAGAGAGAGAAAGGGAGGAGUUGGCAGCCGCACGUUUUCCAAAACUUUUUAUUUUUUAACACAUUACCAUAUUUCGUAUAUUCUGUAUUUAUUUAAGGCUCAAUCACUGCAAAUAAAGAAAAAUUACAUUUUUCAAA